Molecule: messenger RNA, 636 nt
Organism: Diversispora eburnea
Lineage: Eukaryota; Fungi; Glomeromycota; Glomeromycetes; Diversisporales; Diversisporaceae
Source: the annotation of a GenBank genome assembly
AUGUUCGAAUCAAAUUUAUCAUUUUCACAAAUUAUUUUAAAUUCACCUAAAUUAGUUUGGCAUGAAAAAUAUGUUCCUUUGAAAAUUUUAAAUACUUUACAUGCGCUUCAAAUAAACUUAAAUUAUAAGAAAAGUUUAAAAGAUAGUCCAAUAUCUUGGUUACAAGGUUUAUUUGCCGUAAUAGUUAUGAGUGUCGGAGGAAGUACUACUAGUGCAAUUCUUUGUGGAAAGGCACCUCACUGGCUUGCUUCUAAUACAACAAUAACCACAUAUCUUAUAAUUUAUUUCUUAAUAUUUUAUAUUCCAUUCUUUCACCGUUUUUGCAAUUCAAUUCCAAAAAUUAUUCUCGAUCCAAUUCUUUUAAUAGCUGAUGGUAUCCUUCGAACUAGUUCAAUAUAUUCAAUAAUUGAUAAUAUUCUUUUCGAAAUGAAUGAUGAACCAUUAUUAAAAAAUAGUUGGGUAGCUAUAUUACUUUGUGGAACUUUAAGUGGUUGUGGAGGGAGUAUUUGGGUAUCAGCUUUUCAAAUGAAAUCUCCUAAUUGGUCAUUCACUACUCCUUCCACUUUCUUAGAACCAACUUAUGAUAUGAAGAUAAGUUUCAUGAUUACAUUGAAUGACAGGAUUGAAUUUGAUUAA